Molecule: messenger RNA, 1972 nt
Organism: Monodelphis domestica (gray short-tailed opossum)
Lineage: Eukaryota; Metazoa; Chordata; Mammalia; Didelphimorphia; Didelphidae
Product: solute carrier family 22 member 6-B-like
Biological process (GO): transmembrane transport
Molecular function (GO): transmembrane transporter activity
Source: RefSeq, a predicted model, not a curated record
ACUAAAUAUCGUGUGCAGGAAAGUCUCUGCUGUCAGAGCCUGAAAAGAGCCAGGAUGGGAUUCUCAGACUUGCUUAGAACCUUUGGGGGGAAUAGGGCAUUUUCAAGUCCUGCUGAUUGCCCUGAUGGUCAUUCCUGGGAUACUUUAUGCCUGCAACAAUUUCCUACAGAACUUUCAUUGCAGUAGUACCAGAACACCACUGCUUGCUCUGGAACCAGACAAAUUGCAGAGUCUCCAUUCCUGGGAGAUGGCAGGGAUAAGGACCUGCUGAGAGCCUACAUUCCCAUGGAUAAAGCUGGAAGCCAGAGAAGUGUCUCAGGUUCACUGAACCUCAGUGGCAGCUCUUGAAUGCAAAUUUCACAGAGGAGGCAAGACCAGCCACUGAAGACUGCCUGGAUGGAUGGGUCUAUGACAAGAGUGUCUUCCUCUCCUCCAUUGUUACUGAGUGGGACCUGGUUUGUGGACAGAAGGCACUGCAAUCAAUUCCUCAGACAAUGUACUUAGCAGGACAGCUGUUAGGAAGCCUAGUUUUUGGGAUGCUCUCUGACAGGUUUGGAAGGAGGAAGAUACUGAUGUGUACCUCUCUGAUGAUCAUCAUUACCAGUACCUGUGUGGCCUUUGUGCCCACCUUCACUGCUUUUGUCAUCCUUCGAUUCUUCAUUGGUUCUGUAUUAAUGGGUGCCAACAUGGCCAAAAACUGCCUGACUUUAGAGUGGAUGCCUAUUGAGAGAAGGGUCCUGGCUCAUGCUUGUAACACAUAUGCCUACAGUUUGGGGACGGUUCUCCUGUCUGCAUGGGCCUAUCUGAUUCGAGAAUGGCGCUGGCUCCAGUUUUCCACUUCAGUCGCAUAUGGAAUCACUUUUCUUUUCUCCAUGGCCCUCCCAGAAUCUGCCCGUUGGCUCAUCACUCACAACAAACUCCACAUGGCUGUGAAGAGCCUUCAGAAGGUGGCAUGGAUAAAUGGCCAGCAGGAAGAAGGGAGGAAGCUCACUCCAGAAGAUGUAAAAUCCCAUAUUGAGGAGGACUUUGCAACUGUGAAGUCAACCUCUCAUCUUGGACACCUUUUCCAGACUCCAGGGAUGUGCAAGAUCACAUUGUGUGUCAUAUCCACAUGGUUUACUUGUGGAUUUACCUUUUAUGGACUGGCUUUCAACUUGGAGAGCUAUGACUUCAGUCUUUAUGUGGUUCAGGUGCUAUUUGGACUCAUAGAUAUCCCAGCUAGGCUACUAGCAUUCAUUAGCAUUUCUUAUCUGGGACACCGCUUCACCUUAAUGUUGUGGGCAGUUUUCUCUGGAUCCACGAUCAUCAUUGGCAUAUUUGUGCCUCAAGAUCUGGCUGUUCUUAGGAUGACACUUGCUGUGCUUGGAAAAGGAAGCAUGGUAGCUGUCCUUUCAUGUCUUUUCCUCUACAUAGUGGAACUCUUUCCAACUGAAAUCAGGCAGAUGGGAAUGAGUGUUGGUUUGUUUGCUGUAAGCACUGGCAGCAUGUUUGGUUCCCUUGCCAGAAUGAUAGGCAUCCCUCUUUUGGAGACCCUGUUGUUUGGAUUAGUGCCUUUCCUUUCUGCCAUUUCUGCCUCCUUCCUGAUCGAGACCCAUGGCCUCCCAUUGCUAGAGACAAUCGAGGAGACAGAGAACAGGAUGAAGAGAGCACAGUCUCUGAAAGGAAAUGCCAGUGAAGAUGUAGAGGAGAGACCAGCUUUGCUUCUCCCAGAAAUGACACAAGCUGAAGGCACAGUUUGAUCCUCAUACAUACUUCUGAGAGAACCCAACAUCUGGACGUGGAUUCAUUAUUUUUUUCAUUUUGAGAAGUGAAAUUUACCCUUUCUGAAUUAAGAGUGGAUCCUCUGGCUGCUGAGAGGCUGGAAGGGGGUUAAUUACUAUAAAUUCAUUUUAAUUCAUUCCCUGAAAUAAAAUCAUAAAUAUCAUACUUCAAAAUAUUUCAAAAUAAGACCAAUUAAACAAAUGAAGAGAAA